AGUGAGGGAGGAUCCGUGUCGAGUGGGGAGGAGCUAACGCGCUUCGAGUAUAUAUGCUGGAACCGACCAGAAGCAUGGUACAGUUGACCAAGAGGCAAAACGCAGGAGAGAGGGAGAGGACCGAUCGGGGCUACUUGUUUCGGUGCAACCCUGCGAAUCGAGUGACACCGGGACUCCCUAGGGGAUUCUAGUGAAAGUGCGCAGAGCCGGGCUGUGGUGCCAGUGCCGAGGAAACGCAAGACCGGUGCAUCCCCGGUUGACGAGCUUUUCUUCGCUCUCUUUCGGCCUCUCUUUGCCGCCCGGAAAGAAGAUGGUCGCCACUUCCGGCGCCCGCUUGGUCACCCUGGUCGCUGCCGGGGUGCUCCUCUUGGUGCUGCUUCCGGAUCUGGCUCUCGCAAGACCGUCCGGAGUCAUCAGCAGGCAAAAGCGAGUGUCGGAUCAGAGACUGGCCGAACUCGAGACUUUAUUGGCGCUUGCGAAAAUGCGGGGCAAGUUGGUCACGGUCCCUGUUGGAUUCGGUCGUGUGGAUCCAGCCAAGAUUGGGCGCAAACGUAGAUCAAACGUCGACAGUGAUCUCCAAAAAUUGCGGCAGAUUCUUCAAGCAGUCGCACGUGAAGAAUCCGUCUCGGUUAGCGAAGAGAGAGACGAGCUGCCAUCUUCUAAUUGGAAGGACAUAGAGUACCGACACAGAGUCGGGACGGAGGAUCAGCUGAUAUAACUCGAGCGAGUGUUUAGAAUGAAAUGACAAAAGGAUGUCUCACUCGUUACCGCCCAAACAGUAUUAGCGGAGCCUUCAGCCGCCUGAGUUUGAACUCUUGAAGAAAAAAGAAACUUUGACUAGAGCCUAAGUAAACUAAUAGAUCAACACCAUCCACUGGAUACGUACAGUCCGAGGAUGCUCGAGAAGCCGAAGAAAGGCCUGAAGGAAGAAUAUAGGGUCUACGUAACUUGCAACUCACUGUGUUCUUUACUUAAGUAUUUCAGUUUUGUACGGCACUUCCAAGGAAGAUCAACGCGCGCGCGCACGCGUUGAUUUAGUAAUUUAUUUAAUUUAACUUAAUGUAUAAUUUGUAAUUUCAAUUAAUUCUUAGAGGUCGAUUAUUUAUUUCCCUUAGGUAGCCUGGCGUUGACAAGGCCCGUGUGCUCUCCUCGUAACGUCGAGGACUUCGGGCCAUUUCUUUAUUUACCAUUUUACUUUUCUUAUCGCCCCCUAGUAUUGUCCAUUGUAACGAUUGUGGUAUUUAUUGAAAACUAGAUAGUAUUAACAAGAUUUAGCGAAUUCGACAACUCCUCGCUCUCCUUGGAGCGUCGUUUUGACGACCAGGAACUCGUUUUAUUAAGAUGAUAUGAGAAGGUCAUUUCUACAUAUAAAAACGUGAAAAUAUUUAUAGAAACUUUUGUUUAUUUACCCUAAACUAGAACAAAAAUCACAUUUUCUUUCUGAAAAGUGACAUCUCACGAGCAUCGUGUUCUUCCUUAGGGUCUCCAUAAUCGUGUGUUAAAGUUUGAAAUUAUUCGAUGCACCUUGUUUGGAGAAAAGUUUUAUAAAUAUCUUCGUUUUAUAUGUAUAGAAUGACCCUUUCAUGUCGUCAUAAGCGACUCAAUAGUUAAAUUUAUUAGGCGAAUUACUAACCCCACGAAAGACAAUUUAAUUGAAUAUGGCGAGGAUAAUAUAGUUGUCUAUUUUUACUUUUUUUUUUUUGGGGGGAGACGGAAAUUCUUGGGCGGAGCUUACCGUGAGUCGUGCGAUUUUAUAAAGUAUUUAUAAUCAAUAUUUGUAACGCUCGGAGAUUAACUGUCUCAAUUGUAAUAAUCUCGUUCACUUUGUGAAUGUUAAUCUCGGAGUUUGAUUGCACUUAAUGCAGAUCACCUUCGCACGGCUAUUUAGGUACGCAGGAAUGUUGAGAUUUAUUAACAUUCCUAAGAAUUUAUAUACGAUCGCAACGACUUAAUGUGAUACAUGAGUUAUCUAUCUUUUUUACCGUUUAAUAAUUUAUUUAUUAACUUAUUAUUUAUUAUCUCGAUACGAUUUCUGCAGAAUUUAAAUGCAAUAAAAGUAUCUCCUGGAUAAAUAA
This is a messenger RNA of Orussus abietinus, 2075 nucleotides long. RefSeq lists its product as uncharacterized. The coding region runs from base 311 to 718 and encodes 135 amino acids. Lineage: Eukaryota; Metazoa; Arthropoda; Insecta; Hymenoptera; Orussidae. The record is from RefSeq and is a predicted model, not a curated record. The transcript has 4 exons.